AUGGAAGAUUCACUGCCGGGGAGAGGAGUUCGAGUUCAGGUGAUUGGUUCUCGCAAGGAUAGGGAUAGAAUUCCUGGAAUUGAUAUAGCUCUUGAUGAUGGAGAUGCAUGGAUGUUUGCAGGUCAUCAGGUGCUUGUAAUGGAGACCCCUGGCCACACAAAAGGUCAUGUAAGCUUUUACUUUCCAGGGUGUGGAGCAAUAUUUACAGGUGACACCCUCUUUAGCUUGUCAUGUGGAAAACUCUUUGAAGGAAACCCUGAGCAGAUGCUUUCUUCACUUCAAAAAAUCAUGUCCUUGCCGGAUAACACGAAUGUAUACUGUGGCCAUGAAUAUACUUUGAGUAAUUCAAAGUUUGCCUUAUCCAUAGAACCCAAGAACGAGCAUCUGCUAAAAUAUGCUGCGGAAAUCUCUCAACUGCGCGGCCAGAAUCUUCCAACGAUUCCAACAACACUGAAGAGAGAGAAGCAAUGCAAUCCAUUUUUGCGAACCUACAGUGAAGAAAUCCGGCACAGCUUGAACAUACCACCCACUGCCACUGAUGCUGAAGCAUUGGGAAUCAUUCGCCGAGCAAAGGACAACUUCUAAGUUGGAGUUAAUUUCAAUCUUGUUCUUUUUAACAUAAUGGUAAAUUCUGGCAGCCUUUACUCCAUGUUAUUACGGGAAGAAAGUUGGAGAAAUUAUAAUGUGCAGAUAUUAGACCGUUUGGAGACGAAUUAGAAUGUGCCACAUCAACCGGUACACAACAAAAAAGUGAAGUGGCUCGCUCUGAUUCACCUCUCUGGAUGGCAUCCAUAUCCACACAGAAUAAUAUAUCUGAAAUAUGAUCACUUUACCAUGUGUUUAUAAUGAAGUUCUCAGUUUGGUUGUUGCAGUUGUCUCUAUAAUGAUGUAGGAGCCAUUCCUCUACAGAAUGGUAAGAAUUUUUUUUUC
This is a messenger RNA of Dendrobium catenatum, 930 nucleotides long. Its product is annotated as probable hydroxyacylglutathione hydrolase 2, chloroplastic. Gene Ontology annotation, molecular function: hydroxyacylglutathione hydrolase activity. The record is from RefSeq and is a predicted model, not a curated record. The transcript is spliced from 7 exons. Bases 1 to 585 code for a protein of 194 amino acids. NCBI's taxonomy places the organism in Eukaryota, Viridiplantae, Streptophyta, Magnoliopsida, Asparagales, Orchidaceae.